AUGGAUGAGGAAAUAUGGACCGGAAGCCAAGGGACGCUAUCUGUAUAUGUUAGUAAAGCUAGAGACCUGCCUAAUCUGAUCAAACUAGACAAGCAAAAUGUUAUGCUACGUUUACGAAUUGGGCAUAUGACGAGAGAGAGUGAUACACUUUAUCGAGCCGGCCAGAAUCCUGUAUUCGAUUACCUUGAGAGAUUUGAUAUUACUCCGGAGGUGAAGCCAAUUAUGUACGUGGAGGUAUAUUGUGAUAGGAAAAAGAAAGGGCCGCUCCCCAUUGGGAAAUGUGAGAUUGAUUUAUUGAAUGGAAUCAGAGCUGAUCCAAAGGAAGGUUAUUGUACUUGGUAUGAAUUGAAACGAGAUCGGGAUGAGUUUGCGGGUACAAUUUUCAUUGAAUUAACUUUUGUAGCGAAAAUGUCGCAUACACCAAAGGAAAAAAUGAGUCGAAGUGUAGAGAGGCUGGAUAUGUCUAUGGCAAGCCGACCAGUCCCUCCUUUGCCUAGUGAUAUCCCUCCGUUGCCUAAACUACCGACAACAAGCCCACAAGAAUCAUAUAUACACGGUUCCGAGGUGCGACAAUUUACGCCAUCAAUAAGAAAUUUGUAUUCGAAUUCCAGAACAUAUUCCACUACUUCAUCAGCUUCAAGUAAUGGGAAUGAUGUGAUUAGAUCUCCGCCAAAUUUUAUGUCGUCGAUAGCUACAAGUGAUACUGUGCUAACUGAUGCAACAAAUACUACUUCCGUAACGACAUCAUCUGAUACAAAGUUCCAUUUUGCAAACUUAAGAAAGUUGAAGGAAAAGAUUAAUAUAUUCAGAAAUCCAAACAAUUUAGUUACAGACGAAAAUACGGGAAAUCCUGUUGAUAUAGAAGCGUUACAGAAAGCAAUCGGUGUGACGACAAUCCAUGAUGAGGAUGACGAGGAAGAUAUAACACAAAAUGAUGUCAGUCGCCAAACAUCUGCUUCUACUUCACCAACUCGAUUAAACUCCUCUUGGGACGGUAGUAAAUUAAGUACACAACCACCUUUACCACCGUUACCGGAUAUGGCGUCUAUUUCACCCUCUUCAAGAAGAACGUCAUCCCCGCGAAUACAAGGCUUCCAUACCCAAAGCCCAACUAGAUACUCCUCAAAUUCAACGCAAGCAUCACCAAAGUUACCUGUCCUACCAAAUUCCCCUGGAAGCGUAAGGCGGAACUCCCACUCUCCAUUGAGGCGUAGAGUACCACCUAGAAUAUGA
Naumovozyma dairenensis CBS 421 is the source of this 1233-nucleotide messenger RNA. RefSeq names its product Inn1p (gene INN1). The record is from RefSeq and is a predicted model, not a curated record. The coding region runs from base 1 to 1233 and encodes 410 amino acids. NCBI's taxonomy places the organism in Eukaryota, Fungi, Ascomycota, Saccharomycetes, Saccharomycetales, Saccharomycetaceae. The transcript has a single exon.